Molecule: messenger RNA, 1491 nt
Organism: Capronia coronata CBS 617.96
Lineage: Eukaryota; Fungi; Ascomycota; Eurotiomycetes; Chaetothyriales; Herpotrichiellaceae
Exons: 1
Coding region: 1-1491 (496 amino acids)
Biological process (GO): iron ion transmembrane transport
Cellular component (GO): membrane
Molecular function (GO): iron ion transmembrane transporter activity
Source: RefSeq, a predicted model, not a curated record
AUGGAGUCAAGCAAUGUAGUACCGGCCUUCUAUAUCUCUCACUUCCUGUCGACGUGGAAUGCACGAGGCUUUGAAUUCGGGGCAAUCCUGUUCCUCGCGACCGUCUAUCCGGGCACGUUACUCCCGAUGUCUAUCUACGCCUUGCUGCGCUCUCUGGCAGCCAUAUGCCUCUCACCGUCCGUUGGCCGGCUGAUCGACUCCGGCGACCGUCUCCGCACCGUGCGACUGUCUAUCAUCGGUCAACGUCUGGGCGUUGCAGCGUCAUGCCUCACCUUCGCGCUGCUCUUCAAGUGGAAGCAGACACUUCCUUCCCUUUUCGUCAUGCUGCUCCUGGGCAUCUUGGUCUUACUGGCCUGCAUGGAGAAGCUCGGCUCAAUCAUGAACACCGUGGCCGUGGAGCGAGACUGGGUGGUAGUCAUUGCCGCCGACCACGAUGCAUUACUUCAGACCUUGAACGCGCAGAUGCGUCGGAUCGAUUUGUUCUGCAAACUGGCCUCUCCCUUGGCCAUUGCUCUCCUCCAUGGCUGGGCCCCGAUCGUUGCUGUGUGGAUCACUCUAGCCACCAACGCUCUGUCGGUAGGGAUCGAGUAUCUGCUGAUCGCGAGGGUGUUCCAUCAAGUCCCGGCACUGGGUGAUCGUGGUUGUCGACCACGACAACAACCAAGCGAUGAUCGAGUGUCUAGUAGCGGUAUUGACGAAACCGACAUAUAUAUUAACACCCCGGGGCAACAGCCUCGUUCACAGUCACCCUUCGUUACUCAAUACAUGGAGCCACUCUUGACUCCUCUCAGCACCUAUGUUCGACAGCCUGCUUUUCUUCCCUCGCUCGCCCUGUCAGUGCUCUAUUUGACGGUCCUAUCCUUUUCCGGCCAGAUGACUACAUUCCUCCUAAGCAUACCAGAACCAAGGAUAACAUCGACGACGGUGGGAAUAUUACGCACCAUUUCCACCGUGUCGGAGAUCUCAUCGACCUUCAUCGCUCCGAAAGUCAUGUCGAAAAUCGGCCCAGUCCGUGCCGGCAUCUGGUUUUUAUCAUGGCAGACCGUGUGUUCCAGUGCCGCCGUUGGGCUUCUAUGGACGGAUUUCUCGACAUCGACAUCGUCGUCGCCUCGAAUCAGCCUUCCACUGUUCAUCGGCGGCGUCAUCCUCUCACGGGUUGGAUUGUGGUCCUUCGAUCUGUGCGCCCAACUGAUCAUCCAAGAAUCCAUCCUGCCUGCGUACCGUGGCUCGUUCUCAGCCGUCGAGAUGUCGCUGCAGAACCUCUUCGAACUUUGCGCUUUCACGACGACCAUCGUAUUCCCUCGGCCGGACCAGUUCCGAUACCCGGCCCUGGUAUCGCUAGGAGCCCUGUAUCUCUCUGCUGCACUCUAUGCCAAAUUCGUCCGCGACCGACGUGGCCAUCUGUUGCACAUGCCCUCGUGUCUCAAACCCGUUCGGGACAGGGGUCAUCACGCAUACCAACUGGUCACGGCGGGACCGGGGGUGAGUUAG